Syzygium oleosum is the source of this 1025-nucleotide messenger RNA. Its product is annotated as NAC domain-containing protein 14-like. The transcript is spliced from 4 exons. NCBI's taxonomy places the organism in Eukaryota, Viridiplantae, Streptophyta, Magnoliopsida, Myrtales, Myrtaceae. Gene Ontology annotation, biological process: regulation of DNA-templated transcription. The record is from RefSeq and is a predicted model, not a curated record. Bases 53 to 766 code for a protein of 237 amino acids. Gene Ontology annotation, molecular function: DNA binding.
AGUUCAAAACUGUAUCACUUGUCUUAGUUAAUCAGCCAUACUUACUCUCCAUAUGGAGCAAUUUCUGGUGGGAUUUAGAUUCUUUCCGACCGAGGAAGAACUUGUCAAUCAUCACCUGAUGAACAAGGUACUUGGAUACACCAAUCACUGCAUCAUCCCUGAGCUCGAGGAUUUCUAUGCAUGGGAUCCUUGGGAUUUACCUAGACUAUAUCCAGGGAUUUUGAAUGUUCCAUCGGAUGGGUGGGACUGGUUUUUCUUCUGCCCUUCUCCUUACGUAGCCCAGAAUAGUGAGCGCAUCAAAAGGAAGACAAGGAGUGGUCAAUGGAAGAUCACUUGCCAAAGUGAUGACAUAAAAGCUCGAGACACCAAGGUUUUAAUUGGCACCAAGAGGAUUUUGGUAUUUAACAAAGGCCGUGUCAAGACCGGAUGGGUCUUGCACGAAUAUCACCUAAAUCCUGAACUCCUUAAUGGAUGCUCCUCAAUCUUCCAGAUUCCAUAUAUCCUCUGUCGCUUGAAGAGGAAACCAAGUGAAAGCUUGGAUACUUCCCCAAGUUUUGGAGUAGGUCCAAGUGUGACUGAUAACACUCCAGUUGCCUAUCAACAUGGGUCAACAGAAGACACGGAUGAGGAGUCAUCGCUUCAAGCAACUAUGGAAUCACUCCAUCCAUUUCAGACGCUCGACAACAACCUACCGGACUACAACUCGAAUACCUCUUUCAAUCCGCAGCACUAUGCAUACGGGUAUGGCCAGGUAGGGUGCACAUAGUCGCUUGUGGUGCAUACUGAUGGUUUUAUCAAUUGGUGAAACACAAACUAACCAUUCACUAAGUCCUAAUUAAACUGAUGAUCACUACGUUUCGUAUAGGGCAAUGAUUUCUGGUGAGCCUUGGAACGUGAAGAAUUACCACUAUUAGCUCUUCAACGAUGUGGCUUCGCAGGAUACUGUUUUAGAAAAUUAGUGAAGACUCCUCUCGAGCUCUUCAACAAUGUGGCAGAGUUUUCAUCUAUUGUAUUGAGUGUGAGUG